UACAACUUUCUGUCUGGCAGGCUCAUCCAAAGCUCACAGAUGAUAGAGAGACAACAGGCAGGAAGGACAGCUGAUCACUUUAUUUGAGUGCUUCAAUGGGCCAGCAAGUGGACUUGGAUGGUGAGCCAGUGUCUGCCUGAAUAGAAGCAUCUAGCAGACAUGAAUGCCAUGGCAAUUGCAGUAAACAACACGCAGACAUAAGAUCCUCAUUACCGUUUUAAUCAGGCAUUGUAUCUGCCAAUGUUCAGUUUUGUUUGUUUCCUGUGGUUUACUGUAAUUAUAAGGCAGUGCUUUUCUGUGUGCCUCCAUGAUGUUGUACAGAGAGAGACUCAAGUGGUGUCUCCCCCUGAUGCCUUUACCCAAGCUAGAAGACUAGUUAGCCGUGCCACAACAUGGUCACCUCAUUUACCACUUAGGGUGACUCCUUGGUACUUGCCAGGUGAAAGUGCCCUUCUAACUCCACCACAAAUGUCCCAACUGCAGACAGCCAUGAAAGAAGUGACCAAGACCAUCGGCAGCAUGUUAUCAGUCUCUAGACGGGAAGGACCAUUACUCCUCAAUCGUGAUAUGAACAGAUAUUGUCGCUCUGUCUGGGGCGAUCCCUCGCUUCUCAACUAUAAAAGGUGUGGAUCUCCAGACAACUCUUACCAUGGAGAAAGAUGUCUAGAUGUCUUGAUACCAGAUUCCCAUCUCUAUGGAUAUGAAGUGUGGCCAAUGAAUGGGACAGAACCAAUUCAUAGAACACUAGAUGGGGCUGGUGUUCCUGAUACAGACUUCUUGCUAUAUGUGAGGGUGGCCCAGACAAAAAAAUGUGCCUUACAGCCCAUCGUUAUUGCCUACGCAUCGUACUGUCAGCUGGACCACGCAGGUCGUCCUAUUGCUGGGGUCAUUGUGUUCUGCCCAAAGCGUCUUAGAGAAGUAGUAAACCAGCAUCCUCACAUUGUACAGGUGUCCCUACAUGAGAUCCUUCAUGCGCUGGGAUUCUCUAGCAGCCUCUUUGAGAAAUGGAUAGACUGCAGUUUUUCAGAAUAUGGCGAUCUUUGCUCCUCACGAUCCCGCGUGACAAACAUAGAUGAAAAUGGUCAGCGCCGCAUUUAUACUCCAACUGUAAUGCAGAAAAUGGGGGAACACCUAGGUGUAGGCAGCACUGGGGCUCCCCUUGAGAAUCAGGAAAAAUCAGCUUCCUCCCACUGGGAAUCAAGAAUCAUGCAGGGAUCAAUUUUGACGGCCUCUAUCAACCCUCCACACCUCACAUUCCUGGACCCUAUCACACUGGCAGCCUUCCAAGAUAUGGGGUGGUAUAAGGUGAAUUCAAGCAUUAGUCAUCAGCUUCUGUGGGGAAAAGGUGCUGGGAAUUCUUUUGGCCUUCCUUCCACAUGCCACAAAGCAUCUGAAUUUUUCUGCAAAAAUAAGAGUGACAUUGGCUGCCACCAUUUGCAUCUGGACAAGGCUAACUGCUCCACUGACACAUUCCUGGAUGGAUGUUAUAUUUAUAAGCCACUCCCACAAGGGGGUGAAUGCUGGCUGGAGAAUGGCAGUGAAGGAACAGAAGAAAUUUACCAUCACCAGAGUCGUUGCUUCUUUUCAAACCUCACAAGGUUUCCAGAGGCACCGAAGCAUGAAAAGGUGAAAGGCCGCUGCUAUCUUCAUCGCUGCCUUGGUCCAAACACAUUUCACAUCAAGGUUCAAGGAUCAGAAUGGACAGACUGCCCCGCUGGAGAGUGGAUAAAUGUGGCAGGUUUUGAUGGUGUACUAUUGUGCCCAGAUGGACGGCUCUGCUUGGGACUUGAAAAACCUCUUCUUCCAACUUCUACUUCCACCUCAACCCCAGCCUUAAACAUGCAUAAGCCUGCAACUCGCCAGGACAUCAGGGUGCAGGUUACCCUUAUGGCUGGCCUUUCAUGGACCUCAGAAAAGAAAACACUUCUAAUGGAUGAAGUCCUUGGAGUCAUUGCACACCACGCAGGAGUGCGAAGCCUGCGCGUCUACCGCACUGUCCCGUGCCCGAAACGCAAGGUAUCGCAUACAUGA
Nanorana parkeri is the source of this 2031-nucleotide messenger RNA. Its product is annotated as leishmanolysin-like. The coding region runs from base 241 to 2031 and encodes 596 amino acids. The transcript is spliced from 14 exons. Gene Ontology annotation, biological process: cell adhesion; proteolysis. NCBI's taxonomy places the organism in Eukaryota, Metazoa, Chordata, Amphibia, Anura, Dicroglossidae. Gene Ontology annotation, molecular function: metalloendopeptidase activity. The record is from RefSeq and is a predicted model, not a curated record. Gene Ontology annotation, cellular component: cytoplasm; membrane.